UCACACUGCAGGCACUCGCCAGCACAGGGACAUCACAACUGAUCUCUGAGCUGUUAGACACUGCACAGCCUUCCUUAUCUCUUCUCAUCAGAAACUACUUCUCCUGUAUUCAACAUUGCCAUUACUUUAUUUGUGCAAUUUGUACAUUUCUCUGCAGCAGUAGCAGCACCUGAUCAAGAUCUGCAUCUCUGGGUCUGAGAGCUGAACACCCAUCACCUUUUUAUUAUAUCCUUCUAAAAAAAAAUCAACUUAUCCCUCUAUCUGUUAAUUUGCAUUACUCUGGAUACAGAAAGCACCAUCAUUGGGACAUAUUCAAAGUAAUGCCAUGGUACCCUACAGUUGAUCCCACCUUGGUGUUCACUGGACUGUACAAUCUUUGGAAGAAUUCCAACAAACUGUUGAACACAGACACGCACAGACAAUGAAUGUCUCCAUGCAGAAUUCCUCAUUGAACAAUGACACUGGGAUCAAUGGCACCAUCACCAACCCAUUUCUUCAGCCAGCCUGGCAGAUAGCUCUCUGGGCUGUGGCAUAUUCCAUUAUAGUCAUUGUUUCGGUGGUUGGAAAUAUCAUUGUCAUGUGGAUCAUUUUAGCACACAAAAGGAUGAGGACCGUCACCAAUUACUUCUUGGUUAAUUUAGCUUUCGCUGAAGCCUCAAUGUCUGCUUUCAACACAGUGGUCAAUUUCACCUAUGCCAUUCACAACCAUUGGUACUAUGGGCUCAUAUAUUGCAAAUUCCAUAACUUCUUCCCAAUAUCUGCUGUGUUCUCCAGUAUCUACUCCAUGACUGCUAUAGCCCUGGACAGGUAUAUGGCUAUCAUCCAUCCUCUCAAACCAAGGUUAUCUGCCACAGCAACUAAAAUAGUCAUUUGUGUCAUCUGGGGAUUUGCAUUCUCUUUGGCAUUUCCACUGGGAUACUAUGCAGCGGUCGAACCAAUGCACGAUCGUGAAGUCUGCUACCUAGAAUGGCCAGGAUAUGAGCUAAACCGGAAAUACGAAAAAAUGUACCAAGUAUCUGUCUUUGGUCUUAUAUACUUUCUGCCCCUUUUGGUGAUAGGCUGUGCGUACACUUUUAUUGGAUUAACCCUCUGGGCCAGUGAAAUACCUGGUGACUCCUCCGAUCGUUACCAUGAGCAAGUGGUGGCAAAACGUAAGGUGGUGAAAAUGAUGAUUGUCGUAGUUUGCACAUUUGCAGUUUGCUGGUUGCCGUAUCAUAUCUACUUCCUGCUACAGAUCUUUCUUCCGGACAAGGACCAGAAAUUCUACCAACAGCUAUACCUGGCCAUCAUGUGGCUCGCGAUGAGCUCAACGAUGUACAACCCCAUCAUCUAUUGUUGUCUGAAUGACAGGUUCCGUAUCGGCUUUAAACAUGUUUUCCGAUGGUGCCCGUUUAUCCGUGGGGGUGAGUAUGAAGGUCUGGAAAUGAAAUCUACACGCUACCUACAAACCCAGAGCAGCAUGUACAAAAUCAGUCGUAUUGAAACCACCGUCUCAUCUGUCCUAAGCGCCAACGACGAGGAUGCAGAGGAGAGUGGGAAGAACAGCAAACGCCUGUCCUUGGAUCUCACCUCUAAUGGCUCCUCACGCAGUGUCUGUAAGACUACGUCUGACUCAUCCAGCUUUUACUCCAACAACUUAUCAUAAAUGGGCCACCACAUUCAGGAGUGCCACAGGUGUCCAUUUAUGGUUGGAAAUUUUGCUAGGCUGCUUAAGCCCGCCCCAAAGGAGGGAUUCAUUUCUGAUUGUUCUCCACCUUCUUCAGGCUUUAGUUGAAUGAGAGUUUGUUUACAAUCUCCAAAUCCUUCCUCUUUCCUUUUUGAAUUCCGUUUUACACCUCCCUCUUUGAAUUCCAUCAAUGAGAGUUUGUUUACAGAAUUAAAAGGAUUUCCCUUCCCUUUACACCAUCUUUAUUAUCCUUUAUAGUAAAUGCAUGGCCAAAAUCUGUUUACAGCCCUAGAGGGUCUGCACUUUUGUAAAGAAUAAGCUGUGUCUGUUAUUUGUUUACAUGUUUUCAAGCCUACAAUUCUUGCUGUUGUCUGGAGCCUCUUUGCUCAAAUUUCUCCUCUUAUUUUCUUUUCCAUAAUUACUGCUCUGUUUUACACGAACAGCACUUAAGAGAACAUUUGAAUCUCAUGAGGUCCUACCUUGAUUAAAGAUAGCAGAGUGUAGUACAAUUGUAGGACCUAGAAAAUGCCCAAAGUAAACAUUACCAUAUUUGAUAAAAAUAACAUUUUAUCUUUGCUACAUUUUGCGUUUUUCUUUUAAAAACCAAAAUAAAUAGCACAAUAUUUUCUUCUAACACAAAUACUCUGCAAAUUCUGCUUUCCUUUAAUCCAUUUGUAUCAGGGGUCAAAUGACACCCUUUGCAGUCACCAUGCACAUACAGUAUUAAUAUUAUUAAUUUAUGGCACCGUUGGAUUUUAUUAGCCUUUAAACCCUAUUUGUCUAUCUGAAAUCACCCUAUUUAGCCUUGUGUUUUUUUCAUGCAGUUUUAAUUUCUAUUAGAAGCCUAUUGGAGAAAAAUAGAAACUGUGAAAGCUUACAACAUAUCCUCAAUUUAUAACGUUUUUCAGGGGAUUCAAUACUGUUGGAAAAAACUUUCCAAAUGAUUUAUCUAUAAAAGUCACCAUGAAAGAGGAUAUGUCAAUAUCAUGGGUCUUUGAAUAUUUUGCAAAAACCACUAGAAACAGAAAACUCCUGUUUUGGGAGGUACCCGCAGGGUGUACAGGAGGUGAGUUUUAUUUGCGUCAGGCUGUCCCUCGUGGAUACCUCCAUCGUCAUGCUGCAAGCCUUCUUUGGCUCCUGGUGCUUCAGUUGCCAGUAGCCACGUCAGUGCUGUUCUCUCGCACAUGAGCGAGAGUGCCACACUGAGAUCUAUGAAGGACGCCACAAGAGCACAGGACUCUCUAUAGACUGAGCCUGAAUCCCAGAGACAUAAUUUGUGAUGGCUGCUGGGAUUGGACAAAAGUUGAAGGCUCUGCCUUUUGUCAGCCUCAGGCUUUACCAUAGGACAAAGUAGUUCCUACUUUGAUUAUGGUAUCUUUGGUUUGAAUUGAAAUUUCAAUGAAAUUCCAACACUGUCUUAAUCAGUUUUUCACAAAGACUAUAUCUGUAUGAAACACUGUAACGUGACAGAUCUGCUUAAAGUCUAUGGGAAAUUAUGUAGAUAAAUAAUUUGGAAAGUUUUCCAACAGCAUUGGAUCAUUAAGAAAGUUUAUUAAAUCAAGGCCAUAAUAAGAUAUUAAAAACUACGGGUUACAGCGCAGAAUGUUAAAAAGGCAUUGUGUACUCUUACAAGUACAUGGCUCCAAUACCAAAGGGUCAUAUUCUGUUAUCUUGGAAAACUGUCACUGUGACUUUUCCAAUUUCUCCGUAAACUGUAAAGAUAAAAUAAAUAGAAUAAGUAGGAUAAUGUCAGUGAUAUGAGAAGGAAUAGCCUUAGUGUUUUAAUAAAAAUGUAUUCUUAUAAUUCUUUUGCAGGCUUAGCUAACAGUAAAAGCAUAAUCAGUGUGUGAAGGUGAUUAUAGAAAAUAUAAUUUAAACCAAAACAAAAUAUUCAAUACAUCAUUUAUUUUUAUGGUAAAAACCAUGUGUCUUAGAGAGUCUAUUAAGAGGAGAAAAUAAAAGACUUAUUUCAGUAUCAGAAGACAUUUCUUAAAGUAAACCUUCCUUAAAUCCUAUACGAUAGUGUUCAGUAUUUUGUACUGUUAAAUAGGUUUUUGGAAAAUAACUAAUAUGUUAAAUAGAAAUGCAUAUAAUCAAUCUGCCAGUAAGAGCAUCGUAAGUACCAUAGAUUUAACAUGUAUAUUAUUGCCCACUAAGUCAAAUCUCCCUUUUGUGGGGAUGUGGUCAGCCACACAAAGUGUGAAGAAGAGCUGUUGCAGUUCUGCGAUAGUGAAAUAAAUAUCCGUAUGGCCCAUAACACAUAACAGUAAGCUUCGCAUUACUGAAGUAAAAUAGUCCAUAUCUACUAAAAUAAAUAUUUGAAACAAUUACAUCAACUGAAAAAUAAGAACAUACUAAAUGUAGGUUUAAUAAAUACAUUUUGGCACACAUUCUUUUUUUAAUCCCAGAAAGUGUUCUUUUUUUAACUCAAUUCUAAUUUGGCACGCUUGCAAUACAAUACAUGUGUAAUAUUGUUUUGUCACAAAUUUUAGCAAUAUUAAUUGUGCUUAUUAUUCAUUUUAGAGCAUAUGAAGAUAGACAUGUAUAUUUUAUCAUCUGUACCUUCCUUUUAUUCUCAUCCGUAUUUCAAUGAAUACAGUCCAUCACAACCCUUUUAAUUAGCCAACAUUCCAAUGAGACCUAAACCCGCUAGUUGCCACUGUGUUGCUAUAACAUGUAUUUAAGCAUAAAGCAUUCAUUGUAUAUGCCACCGCACUUUCUCAUCUUCUAAAGGAAGCCAUUAAGCAGGAAGCAAUGUAUUCUGGGAAUAUUUUCAGAGUCCCUCUGAAACAGCCUAUACACUUUCAUAGUUUACAUAUUUCAUUUGAACAGGUUUUGAUUUUUGAUUUUUUUUCAGGGAAACAAUUCAGUGCUCAUCACCGAGCACCCAUUGUGUGAUUGGCGCAAAGGUGAUCUUUGGAAAUUCCUUACAAAUGAUCCUUGUGUCAAGUUCAGCACAACAUUUUAACAGGGUCUCUGCUAUAUUAUGAAUGUGAAAAAAAAAUAUGUAUGUGUUUGUAGUAUCUUUAUGGAAACAAGUUUCCCUAUGGACUGCGGAGUAAUGCAACAGUCUAGUAAGGCUGUUUGCACAAUGACUAUAUCCACAGCAGUUUAAGGCCAAGCAGAGGGCGCCAUAUUUGCAAGUUGCUGUCUGGUGGUUCUUUGUAAAUGAAGCCAUUGGACUGGCCACUGUUUCUUAAACCAUUAUGGUUUUAAAGAAUGCCUAUGGCUAUAUGAUAAAGACCAGCAGCCUGGUUUAUGAUGUUCUCAGCCAUCUUCUUGAUAAACACAGUGUAAUUGUAAUCUAUAACAUGUUUUUCACGAGCUGUAACGUUGAUGUAUUGAGUGCGAACUGCUUCGGUUAGCUCUGUAAAGCGAUGCAUAUGUUUUCACUGUCAAAGCAAAAUCAGUAUUUUCACAAAUAAAUGUGUUGGUUCAUUAA
Molecule: messenger RNA, 5108 nt
Organism: Pelobates fuscus (common spadefoot toad)
Lineage: Eukaryota; Metazoa; Chordata; Amphibia; Anura; Pelobatidae
Product: substance-P receptor
Exons: 5
Coding region: 422-1645 (407 amino acids)
Biological process (GO): G protein-coupled receptor signaling pathway; positive regulation of flagellated sperm motility
Cellular component (GO): plasma membrane; sperm midpiece
Molecular function (GO): substance P receptor activity
Source: RefSeq, a predicted model, not a curated record